Sorex araneus (European shrew) is the source of this 1761-nucleotide messenger RNA. RefSeq names its product acyl-CoA dehydrogenase short chain (gene ACADS). Bases 110 to 1348 code for a protein of 412 amino acids. Gene Ontology annotation, molecular function: flavin adenine dinucleotide binding. The record is from RefSeq and is a predicted model, not a curated record. The transcript is spliced from 10 exons. NCBI's taxonomy places the organism in Eukaryota, Metazoa, Chordata, Mammalia, Eulipotyphla, Soricidae. Gene Ontology annotation, biological process: butyrate catabolic process; fatty acid beta-oxidation using acyl-CoA dehydrogenase. Gene Ontology annotation, cellular component: mitochondrion.
UCAGGGGCGGGAGGCGGGCCCGGAGGAACGUUGACGUCCGGCUCUCGGAGGUCCGGAACCCGCGCCGCUGGCCCGAGGUCGCCGAGGAGAGGCCCUGCAACACCGCCCCAUGGCCGUCGCGCUGCUCGCCCGGGCCUGCGGCCCCGUCCGCGGAGCCCUGUGUCCCUGCAACUGGCGUCAGUUACACACCAUCUACCAGUCCGUGGAACUGCCUGAGACACACCAGAUGCUGCGUCAGACGUGCCGGGACUUUGCCGAGAAGGAGCUGAUGCCCAUCGCGGCCGAGGCAGAUAAAGAGCAUCGCUUCCCGGCAGCGCAGGUGAAGAAGAUGGGCGAGCUGGGGCUCCUGGCCAUGGACGUGCCCGCGGAGCUGGGUGGGGCGGGCCUGGACUACCUGGCCUACGCCAUCGCCAUGGAGGAGAUCAGCCGCGGCUGCGCGUCCAGCGGCGUCAUCAUGAGCGUCAACAACUCCCUCUACCUGGGGCCCAUCAUGAAGUUCGGCUCCCAGGAGCAGAAGGCUCAGUGGGUCACGCCCUUCACCAGCGGCGACAAGAUUGGCUGCUUCGCCCUCAGCGAACCAGGGAACGGCAGUGACGCGGGAGCCGCCAGCACCACUGCCCGGGCAGACGGGGACUCGUGGGUCCUGAACGGCACCAAAGCCUGGAUCACCAACUCCUGGGACGCCUCGGCCACCGUGGUCUUCGCCAGCACAGACAGGUCCUUGAAGAACAAGGGCAUCAGCGCCUUCCUGGUCCCCAUGCCCACACCCGGGCUGACGCUGGGCAAGAAGGAGGACAAGCUGGGCAUCCGGGCCUCGUCCACCGCCAACCUCAUCUUCGAGGACUGUCGCAUCCCCAAGGAGAACCUGCUGGGGGAGCCGGGCAUGGGCUUCAAGAUCGCCAUGCAAACCCUGGACAUGGGCCGCAUCGGCAUCGCCUCCCAGGCGCUGGGCAUCGGCCAGGCCGCCCUGGACUGUGCCGUGAACUACGCCGAGACACGCAUGGCCUUCGGGGCGCCCCUCACCAAGCUGCAGGGCAUCCAGUUCAAGCUGGCGGACAUGGCGCUGGCGCUGGAGAGUGCCCGGCUGCUGACCUGGCGUGCUGCCAUGCUCAAGGACAACAAGAAGCCGUUCACCAAGGAGGCAGCCAUGGCCAAGCUGGCGGCGUCGGAGGCUGCAACGGCCAUCAGCCACCAGGCCAUCCAGAUCCUGGGGGGCAUGGGCUACGUGACCGAGAUGCCAGCCGAGCGCCACUACCGGGAUGCGCGGAUCACCGAGAUCUACGAGGGCACCAGCGAGAUCCAGAAGCUGGUCAUUGCCGGGCACGUGCUCAAGAGUUACCGGAGCUGAGCACGGGGCCCCGGGGCCACGGACCGAGGGAAGGGGCGCCCGCCACGUGGCCCGCACCUGCCGGCCAGCCAGACUGGGCACCCCGGGCCGCCGCAGGGUGAGACCUGCUGGAAGGGCUCAGCCCGCCCUCCCCAGGCCGGUGCUGGGGGCCCGAACUGUCGGGUGACACCCCUACUCCGCCGGGCGCCUUGGCUGUGCCCCUGCACCUCUGUGCCUUGUCUCUCACAGGCCCUGGCACCAAUGGGCCGCUCGGUUCCGGGUGCUGGGCCGUGGGCCCGGCGUCUGGCAGGAGGCGCUGGACGGACCGUUUUGCCCCAGGUCAGGGGCUGGCUGCUCUGUGGCCACCAGCCCCUUUCCCUGCUCCUCUGCGCGCCUGCUGGGGGGCGGGUCCGGAAUAAAGCUCGUUCCCCCGC